This is a messenger RNA of Arabidopsis arenosa, 527 nucleotides long. NCBI's taxonomy places the organism in Eukaryota, Viridiplantae, Streptophyta, Magnoliopsida, Brassicales, Brassicaceae. The record is from the annotation of a GenBank genome assembly.
GACGUCCUCUUUUUAAACCAAACAAACCAAAGAAGAGAAGAUCCAAUCCCCAUAAACAUGGCCAAUUCCAAAAGAUUGUUUGGCGUUGUACGAAGGAAACUUCUCCGGCGAUCUCAAAGCAGAAUCACAAUCAUUCGGUCAUCAGCACCAGAAACAACUCAAGAAGACAUUUCCGCCGUUAAAAUCCAAUCUUUCUUCAGAGGUCACCUGGCAAGAAGAGCGUUUAAAGCAUUGAAGAGUCUGGUGAAGUUACAGGCGGUGGCGAGAGGAGUGCUUGUGAGGAGACAAGCUCGAAUUGCUUUACAUUGUAUGCAUGCUCUUGCUCGCUUGCAGGUUAGGGUUCGUGCUCGUCAGCUUCUCUCUCAUUAACAACUCUGCUUUUUCCCCUGUUUUUGAAAACAAAUAAAAACUCUUGUGAUUGUGACAUUUACAUUACUUCACCGGUUUUGUGAUUUUGUUGUAUAUGUAUGUACUAGAGCUAACUCUCUAACACCCUGCAUUUGUACUAAUAAACAAGAUCAGUUUAG